Messenger RNA from Alternaria rosae, 621 nucleotides. RefSeq lists its product as uncharacterized. The transcript has 2 exons. The coding region runs from base 1 to 621 and encodes 206 amino acids. Lineage: Eukaryota; Fungi; Ascomycota; Dothideomycetes; Pleosporales; Pleosporaceae. The record is from RefSeq and is a predicted model, not a curated record.
AUGUCGGACUAUGAUCGCACCACUCAGCUUAACCAAGAGAACUCGCCCCUUCUUCGGCUUCCAGCAGAGCUUCGAAACCGCAUCUACAACUUCGCUCUUUAUAGAGGCACUGGCUGCUUUGAUCCCCCGCCCAAAGUGAUCAAGGAUACGGGACGCUCUGGACCUUGGCCCACUAGCAACAACGACAAGAGCGAUCUAGCGCUUCUCUCGACAUGUCGUCAAGUACAAAGCGCGGCCUCAAUCCUCUAUUAUGCGCUCAACACCUUCCGCUUCAAACCCAGUAGCUCAUUGGAUAAUUUUACCAGCACUCUUGCUCCGGCGAAGCUCAACGCAGUCAAGUCUAUCGAUAUUGACGAAGAGCUUGCGGCGGAAAUCGAGAUGCGCGCUGAGCUUUCCGGAAACAACGGCCUACCCUUGAAAUUCGACGUAUCAACAUCGCUGCAAAAUGUGACCAUCUACGCAGGAGAUAUACAACCCAGGUCUCUAGAUCUCAGCGUUAUCGGACUUCAGCUGAGAGAAGCAACCCGUAGACUGGGCUUGGAAGUCAGCGUGGUCAGGCUUGCGAGCUAUCUGGCCUUCACAAGUUUGAAAUUGAUAGAUAUGAUUAGCAGCUCGAUGUAA